GCAGCAGCAGAUCUUUGGAGGAGGCAAACACUUCCACACCUACUCCACCUGUUUCUUGAGUGAACCGACACUUCAGGAUGGGAGUUACCGUGGCGGUGUGUGACGAGCCUUCACGCGUCCUUUGAGGCUGAGGAAGGAGGAGGAGAAACCAUGAUUGACCUGAGCUACCUGACGGAGGAGGAGCAAGGGAUGAUAAUGACGGUGCUGAUGAGGGACAUCGAACUGCAGAAAGCCGAGGAGGAGAGAAUCAGGAAACUGGAGAGCAUACCUCACAGUGGCCCGCAGUUCGAGACCGAGCUGAAGUCCAGAACCGGAGAGUGGUUUUAUGAGGCCAAGUCUCGAAGACACAUGGACGAGAUCCACGGCUCGGUGGUCAUCCUGGCCUCCAUGAAACAGAGGAGUGCUAGUUUAGAUAGUUCUCUCACAAAUGAAAGAGCCGAGAAGUCCAGCAGUCGAGGUUCAGACAUCGCCAUUCCACCAAAACCAGCCAGAUAUUCGGAGGCCCUGCAGCCGCAGGAGAUCAACGAUGCAGAAAAAGAGAACCUAAAUUCAGCGGUCCGCUCUCCAAGAAUGCCAAGGCACAACCCUUUCAACGUUCCUUCCCCGAUUGUUGUUAAGCAACCGGAAAAUAAUGAUAACGUGUCAACCAGUCGGGAUCAGGAGUCAUCUAAGACAGGACCCAUAUAUCCACUGAAGAGCCACCCAGCACAGAGCAGUCCGACUUCAGGGGGCUCCCUCACAUCAGAGGGCUCUUCUGUAGGCGUGAGGCCAGUGCCAAAGAAUAGGACAUUUCACUCAAGAUGUACCUCCAUUCAGUCAGAAAGCAGCAGCCCAGCGUCAGACGCUCUGGGACGGAGAGCAGGGGUUGUUCCCACCCCAAGACGGAGCCUAAUGCGAGGGUCCAACUCUAACCAGUCCGACCCGAAGGAACAAGAUGUCAUAUCGCAGAAAAGUGUUGUUUCUGAUCAAGUAUCUCAAUCAGCUCAGCCAUCCAGACCUCAAGAUGGAAACUCCCAGCAGCCACUCUGUGAUGCGUCUCAGCGUUCGUCUCAUUCCAGCCCAAAGAGAGAAUCUUGGAAAUCACCUCUGAGCCCAACAUUGAGUGAUGCGUCCACCGACAGGGAGAUCCCGCAGAGGAGCGAUGAACGAGAGGAUGACGUCGUCCUGCACGCAGCCAGCGUUCAGGAUUCAAGCAGAGCAAACCAAAGCAGUGUGGGUCCAGCAAUGAGGCCGGGUGAUCUGAGUCUGCCCCUAAGCACUGUGGAUCCAGAUCCCCCAAUGUCUUAUGAUCUCAACUUAAUUGAUAAAUCUGAUCAGCAAGCCCAGAAGAAAUCAAAUAAAAGUCCUGAAUUUCAAUUAUCCACUCAGGCCAAAAGUACCACUGGGGAUGAGGAGAACUCCAUCGCGAAGGUGCUGGACUGGUUUAACCGCAGCACAGACAGCCUUGAUUGGCCAAAGACAGAAGAUGGUCCAAAGGCCAAGCAGAGCUUUGAUAAACAUACAGAAAUCAACAAAUCAAAAGGCAAAGGUUCAUUUAGAAAAGAUUCUGGGGUUAUUAUAAGUGACAGAAAGAAUGAACCUCUUAAUAUGAGAACAAAUCCCUUACAAACACAGUCUGAUGAGUUGGGAUCAACAGACACAGACACACAAGAAACCCCAAAAGAGGACGAGGAGAACUCCAGAGAAAUAAUUCACUCGCUGGAAGUUAAAGAUAAUUACGUUGAAAGCCAACCCCCCCAAAUCUCUCAUCUGAAGUCAUUCUGGGAGAAAAGCAACACGGGACAUGAAAUACUUAUCAGCAAAAACAAAAACCUGGUGACGUCUCAGCGGAGAAAACCAAGGACAAUGUAAG
Pseudoliparis swirei is the source of this 1852-nucleotide messenger RNA. Its product is annotated as synaptotagmin-like protein 2. NCBI's taxonomy places the organism in Eukaryota, Metazoa, Chordata, Actinopteri, Perciformes, Liparidae. The transcript has 9 exons. Gene Ontology annotation, molecular function: small GTPase binding; neurexin family protein binding. Gene Ontology annotation, biological process: intracellular protein transport; exocytosis. Gene Ontology annotation, cellular component: exocytic vesicle; plasma membrane. The coding region runs from base 151 to 1851 and encodes 566 amino acids. The record is from RefSeq and is a predicted model, not a curated record.